This is a messenger RNA of Gossypium raimondii (Peruvian cotton), 2233 nucleotides long. Its product is annotated as protein SIEVE ELEMENT OCCLUSION A. The transcript has 7 exons. Gene Ontology annotation, biological process: phloem development. Bases 23 to 1957 code for a protein of 644 amino acids. Lineage: Eukaryota; Viridiplantae; Streptophyta; Magnoliopsida; Malvales; Malvaceae. The record is from RefSeq and is a predicted model, not a curated record.
ACCUUCCCCUUCCUAGCUACCAAUGGCAGCUGAAACUAAAACUCCCCCUGCUUCUCGUUACUACUCCUUCGACAAGUCAUCACAACAGAUUCAGAUGACUAAUAAAACUAAUUCCUUUCAAACUCUUGAACCUGAUGUUGGCCAACAUCUACUCGACCUCAUCCAAAGCAUUUUCCAAGUUGUUGUUGCUUCCAAGGAUAUUGAUCAAUCUGCAGAGUUAAACAAGAUGAUCAGCAGCCUGGAGACAUUUCAAGGCAUGCGCCAAGUAUUGAAUGAUAUCCGAGAUAUCUCCUGUGAGAUGUCAUGCAAUCUUUUAGCAGCAGGAAGCGGGAAUGUGGAGAAAACCAGAACAGCAGUGCUGGAAAGGCUUCGCAGUUAUUCAUGGAGCGCCAAAGUGGUGAUAGCCAUCGCAGCUUUUGCUUCCAGUAUCGGGGAGUUGUCGAUGCUGGUGAAGCAUCGUGAUGACGAGCCGAUGGCUAAGUUUUUAGUUAAUAUCCUGAAAGGCUACUCGCCCAAACUCGAUUUGAACGCUCUUGCGGAAGCAAAGCUUAUCGAGGGCAUGUUGAAAGUGGUACGCACCAAUUUGGACUUCUCCAACCGCCUAAAACAGGAAUCCAUGAAGGAGGCGAUGCUGGAGCUUUACCUCAACGCUACAAAAAACAUCUUCGACAUUGUUUUACAAAUUUCAACCGUUUUAAGCAGAAGGGAAAUCGCUUUCAAAACAGUUAAUGAAAUAAAUAUUCAACUUCAAGAUAACAUGAAGUAUUUUGGCGCAGAGAGAAUUUCUCCAAAUUGGUAUGAGGAAGUGUCCGAAAUCAGUACCUCGGAACUGAUAGCAAAAAUCAAGAAAUAUAUUGAGGUACGGGAUUCUGAAAAACUGAGAAACAAGCAUGUGUUAUUUCUGAUAUCGGAUCUCAACAUCUCUAUAGAAGAAAUUAAGGUUCUCGAGAGAUUGUACGAAAAGAAUGAGGGCAAGUAUGAAAUCGUGUGGCUCCCAAUCGUGGGCUCGUUGGCAUACGAUAAGAAAGCAGCGGCAAGGUUUUGGGAGCUGAGACAAAUGACGAAAUGGAUUGGGGUUGAGCCAUCCAGGAUUGAAGAAGAAGUCAUUCAGUACAUCAAGAGGGAUUGGCACUUUAUAAAGGAAGCGAUUGCUGUGUCGGUGAAUGAAGUUGGGGAAAUAACAUGCCUAAAUGCUCUCCCUAUGUUGUGGGCAUGGGGUAAUAGGGCCUUCCCUUUCACUGAUAAAAUAACGCUGUGGAACGAAUUGGACGAGCGAAAUGGUUGGACUUGGAGGCUCGACUUGCUGUUUGAUCAACUUAUCCUUCCCGGUGACAGUGGCAUAGACAUACAAUCAUGGACAAAGAGCGAGGGGACACUUGUAUGCUUGUUUGGUGGUGGGGAUAUAUCAUGGAACCAGGAGUUCAUCCAGAAAGUGAAAUAUGCUGCACGCAGUGCCGGUGUUACCUUAAAACUUGUGUACUUGGGAGUGGGGAAGAACAAAGGCAAAGGGCUAACGAGGAACCAGCUGGGUCGAGACGUUCUGGUUAUUCAAUCUGAAUCACAGUGGCAGUUUUGGAGUCGACUGGAGAGCAUAUUGUACGCCAAAAUCCGACUUGGCAAGAAGGAUGAGGUAAUGCAGGAGGCAUUGAAAGUUGUUGGGUACGGCGGGAAUGGGGAAGAAUGGGCCAUGUUCUCCAUGGGAGAAGGUGCCAUGGUCACAACCAGCGGAAAAACAGCUCUAACUAUCAUGGAAGACUACCAGAUGUGGAGAAGCGACAUGAUCGGGGUUCGUUUCCUUGAAGGAAUAAAAAAGUACAAGGAAUUAAUAACCAGGGAUGUGCAUAGCUGCAUCAACCUUCACCUGCCGGUUAUGGGUCAGAUUCCAGGGAUAAUGAUCUGCCCUGAGUGUUCCAAAGUGAUGGACGUGUUUUACACUUAUCGCUGCUGUCCUGAGUAAUUAGCAAAUAAUACACACACACUAUAUAUAUAUACAAUGCAUGUUUGAGCAUUGAAAAUAAGAAGAGGAAAUAGAUACAAGUGUAUUGCCCCUAAGGCUCUACCAUGUUACUAUGUUAUUACUUAGCAUAUGCCAUGGAAUAAUAAUAAUAUCUGAGGCUCAGCCACUUAUUCACCAACUCUGGCUGGUGAAGAAAGAGUCCAGGACUUGUUUGUGUUGUAAUUAUCUAUCUAUCAGCUGAAAACAAUAAGAAAUAUCUUGUUUCUCUUCUUACAA